Molecule: messenger RNA, 823 nt
Organism: Daphnia pulicaria
Lineage: Eukaryota; Metazoa; Arthropoda; Branchiopoda; Diplostraca; Daphniidae
Product: acyl-CoA ligase lcsD-like
Exons: 3
Coding region: 125-664 (179 amino acids)
Molecular function (GO): CoA-ligase activity
Source: RefSeq, a predicted model, not a curated record
UUUCGAAUGCGCGUUUUGCAGACUAUAAAAACCAGCACGGCUCAUUGGGUUUCUCAUAGUAUCCAAGUUCCCUUCAUUGGAGUUGCAAACUUACAAAUAGGCACAGGUCAUUUUAUCUACCAUAAUGUCAUCGCUUCAUCUCAGAUCGACUCUAAAGAAAGCCGCUCUGCUGGCCAACCGGAUUGGCACUAACGGCCGAAAAGCCGCACUAGGUCAACUUGCUUCGGCCAACAAGUUGCAACCGAUGCCAGAUGCAUCGAAAUUUAUAAACCACAUCGUUACAAAAAACAAGGAACUCAUCAAAGUGAAAGGACUCCAGGUCGCUCCGGCUGAACUAGAAGACAUUCUGACUUCCCAUCCGGCUGUAGCUGAAGCUGCUGUGAUCGGAAUCCACGACGAACACGCCGGUGAACUCCCUCGAGCUUACGUCGUCAAGAAACCGGGAAUGGAAUCGGUCAGCGAUGCUGAAAUUCAGGCAUUUGUCGACUCCAAGGUCUCAUCCCACAAACAAAUCAAAGGAGGGAUCGAAUUGUGCGCAGCAAUCCCUAAAAACAAUACGGGCAAAAUCCUGCGCAGAGAGUUGGAAGUCCAGUACGCCAAUGAUUUGAUGAACAGAAUAUAUUCUGCCAUGGAUUCAACUGCUAAACAAAUGUCGCAACUCUGAAACUGUAAUUUUUUUAAAACUUUAAUUUGUUAUAUCCUAUUCGCAGCAAUGCAAAAAAAUGCAUGUUUAAAAUUUAUGUUUUUCACCAAACAUUACUAUGUCUGUAAAUCUGUAAAAUAGCUUGUGUUUACUCAAAAAAGAAUCGAUCGUCUGCAUCAA